AUGACAAAUGAUAGAACUUUUGGCGGUAGCGGUGGGUACAAUAUAAAUUGGGAUGAAAUAGAUGAAAAUACUAACCCUUUUGGCUUGGGUGCGGCCUUUGGAGGAAAUAAAUUGGCCACCAGUCCCACUGCCACAAGUGCUCCGCCCAAGGCUACCCAUGAGCCGACUGAAUCUUCUCCGCCUAGUCUCUCCAUGUAUUCUUCCAAAUCCACUGAGGAAGAAAAUUCAGGUAAAUGCGCUGAAACAGCGGAAUCGCCGACUACUGGAACUAAGCACGUCAAAAGUGAAACUAGAGAAAUCAAGCAAGAUCCCAAAGGCCCUCCCCCAGUCCCACCAGUACGCACAGUAUUCAACCCAAGUUCCAUUGAUGUCAGUAAUAGGGGUAUUUUGGAUGAUUCUGCUCCCAAUGCGGAGACUCAUGUCCCGGACAUCGCGGAUGUUUCACCCCCUGACAGCUUUUCAACACAAGAACCAGUAGAUGGUCACUUCACUCACGAAGGUCACUCGCGUCAUAACAGCAACAGUUCGGCCGCAACGUUUGAUCUGGCCUCUGGAAAUCCUUCGCCUCUACCUGAAGCCGAAUCCGAGGUCCCACUCUCCGUCGACGAAGAAUUGGCCAGUUUACGUGCCGACAAAGAGCAUCUUACUACAAUUGUUGCCGACAUGCAGCGAUGCAUUGCUGAGUACGAGCGGAGUUUGCGUCAGCUGGCCGAGGAAAAGGCGCGCGCGGAAGAGUCUGCCAAGGAAUCUGUAAUCGAUAUAAUAUCGGAACGUGACCAAGCUAUUGAAGAAAUCUCUACAAUUGAAAAGGCUUUCGGUGAUCUUCAUCGUCGAUUUGAAAAGUCUAAGCAAAUAAUUGCAGGAUUUAAAGCGAACGAAGAAACGUUGAAGAGAGCAGCACAAGAAUAUCAGGAUCAGUUAAAACGACAGGAACAAAGGUACCAAGCUCUCAAGGUGCACGCUGAACAGCAACUUACAAAAAUUGCUGAGGAGACCGAGAGGGCAAAGCGUGCAAAUGAAGAUGAAGUGACUCGACUUCGGGCAGCAAUUAAACGCUCUGAACUAAGGAUUCACAGUCUUGAAUCCCAACUGGAACAGAAGGUUCGGGAGAAUACUGAACUGACGAAAAUUUGCGAUGAGCUCUUGAAGCCGUGUCUGAUGCAGGGCCGCCAACGCAUUAAGCCUGCGGGUGGUUUGUGCCCAUUUCCAGCGACUUCACUGCUGCGGGCGGGUGCGACCUCAUUGGGUGUUAUGCAAUUGGGGUCCACAUACAAGUCCAAAUUGCUGCCGCCUUCAGAAUUGUCGGAUGAAACGGAAACAAAAGAAACUUCUAUUGACUACGUCACAUCCUUUGACAGCUGCACCCCACAAUGCGAAUCAGUUCUUCCCGAUAAAAAGCUCGUUAUUCCACUCCGGGUAUCUUGUUCAAAGAUAUUUGAGCAGCCAAAAAAGAAAUCUGAUAAUUUGACUGCUGAGGUUUUAAAGUCAUCCUCUUCAGAAAUUUUAAGCGGCAUGGGCAUAGCGCCGUCGACCAAAGUUAGUAUUGUCACUGGACCACCGGAGAAAGACGUUUUAACUAUCGAAGACGUCGUUGAUCCUGAUUAUAAUCAGGUUCCUGUUGAACAUUUUGGACUAGCUUUGCUGAAGGGAAUGGGUUUGAAAGAAGAUGACAUCAAGCAGCGCACUUCAGAGCGCUUCGCUGCUAAAUUACGUCUGAAAGGUCUCGGUCUUGGCGCUGAUCGUAAAGUGCUUCUGAAAUCAAGGAAAAUGAUGGGUGAAGAUAGUGAAAAGUUGGUUUGGAAGGUAGGAGCCAAAUGUCAAAUAGUUUACGGCCGCAAUGAUGGUCAAUAUGGAGUUAUACAAGGUGUGGAUGGCGACAUAGGACGUGUUGUCGUCCAACUUACGGCAACCAAACAAAUUGUUAAAAUAAUGCAAGCAGCUGUGCGUCUUGUGUCAUAUGCUGAAUUCGAGAAUUUCGGACAUUAUCUAGAUAUGGCUGGGGCAAAACAGUGCAAAGCUGAGAUGGCUAACGAGGAUUCCAUUCAGUGUCGCAUGAACAGAGAAGGCGGUCAGGGUGAAGGUACAGUGAAAGCGUGUCCCACAAAGCGGAAAAAGGAAGAUAUAGCAAAUUGCGGCCAUCGGUCGACUUGGCUCCAGAGAGGUCUUAUUGUGCGUUAUCUCGACAAAGGGAGCAAGUACUACUUGCAAAAGAUCAAAAUAAUGUCUGUUUCUGGGUCUCAAUCUCAUCCUUAUCGAUGCUCGUGUGAAACGGAAGGUGGCCGUGUCUUACGACAUAUCCAUGAAAGUAAACUGCAACCUACUGUCCCAAAGCGUUUGGGGGAGUCGGUAGUCGUUAUUCGGGGGCAAUAUUUGGGUGAAAGUGGCAGACUAAUCAAGCGCAAUGAUCAUUCGCUUCAAGCCUGCAUAUCUCUUCAUACCACGAAGAAAGAGAUGUGGUGUUUUGCCUCAUUACUUCUUCGAUUGGGAUUGGUCUCGGUCAACCGGUCUGGGGGUGGGUGGGGUGGUGGUCAGUCUUUAUGGGUGUUCGCCCCCGCAGAAUUUAGUACUGGUGAGGAGAGAUUUAAUGAAAAAGAAAAUAUAUCCUCUGUGAAUACAGCGAAAAACUCCGUAUCCAAGACUAUAAGGAGUAGAGUUACAGAAAACUUCGAAGUCGCAAAGGACUACCUUGAUAACAUUUUACCAAAGAAGGAACCACUAAAGCUACUUAAAUGCGAUUCCAGUCAUGAGCACAUUGAACUUUUUGCGGAUCCGUCUGGUGAAGUGAUAUUCUUUCGUCAACGUGAUGGCCCUUUUGUACCGUCGUUGAGGCUUUUGCAUAAAUAUCCGUUUCUCCUUCCCCAAUUACAAGUAGACCGUGGUGCUAUUAAACACGUUUUAAACGGAUCCAAUAUAAUGUGUCCUGGUCUCACUUCUCCAGGAGCUAAGUUGUGUAAUGUGCCCGCGAAUACUGUCGUAGCAAUAAUGGCUGAAGGGAAAGAGCACGCUGUGGCCGUCGGUGUUACAACACUGUCAACUGACGAAAUGCUUGAUAUUAAUAAGAGUGUUGGUGUGGAAACUUUGCAUUAUCUGAACGAUGGCCUGUGGCAAAUGAGACCAGUUCGGUCCAAUAGGAAGAGCGGUUUCAAAACCCGUCAUUCAAUGUGUCCCCUGCGGCCAUUUAAGAAAUAUGUUUUACCCAUUCUCGCGACGUCUAUAUUGAUUCUGACCACAUGGAAAAUUAUUCAACCAGAUUGCAAACCAACAGCUAAAAUCUCAGUCAAUCACACUCUUGCCAUCGUCGUUCCAUUUAGGGAUCGCUUUACCAAUCUUCUUUUUUUCCUUCCUCACAUGCAUCAAUAUCUAAAUCGAAAAGGGGUUCCUCACACCUUCUACAUCGUGAAUCAGGCGGACGAUUACAGGUUUAACCGUGGUUCCCUCUUAAACGUCGGUGUAAAGGAAUCUGAAAUCAUGGAAUCGCAGUACUUUGAAUCCUCUGUAUCAGGGUGGACCCAACCUCAGCCUGCUUGUUCAAUGAUUGCUUUACACGAUGUUGACCUGCUCCCCAUAGAUGAUGAUCUGAAAUACGAACACUACGGUCGGUAUCCUUAUCACCUCAUACCAUACUGGAUGCAUCCACUAUACUACGCAUAUUCCAGGUACACAGGAGGUGCCAUAAUUAUAUCCCGUGAGUCGUAUAAACUAAUUAAUGGCUUUUCAAAUCGGUUUUGGGGAUGGGGUCGAGAAGACGAUGAAUUCGGACUUAGGAUGCGUGCGGCAAACCUAGUGAUACAGUCUGAGCGUAAGCCAACGGUUAUUGCCCCAAAGUUCCAGCACCUCCAUUCGGAGACUUACAAACGUGAGAGAAGCCCAUAUGAUACCCAGACGACACAUCUACGUGAUCACACAUCAGGGUUGAACACUACCAAGUAUACGGUUCUGUCUCGAAUAAGCGCAGAAAUAUCAAAUGUAAGCGUCUGGAUAUUAAACGUACAACUGCACUGUAAUACUCUGAUGACGCCUUACUGCCGGCAGGACGCAUGA
Messenger RNA from Echinococcus granulosus, 4041 nucleotides. Its product is annotated as Malignant T cell-amplified sequence. Gene Ontology annotation, biological process: carbohydrate metabolic process; formation of translation preinitiation complex. The coding region runs from base 1 to 4041 and encodes 1346 amino acids. The transcript is spliced from 29 exons. The record is from RefSeq and is a predicted model, not a curated record. Lineage: Eukaryota; Metazoa; Platyhelminthes; Cestoda; Cyclophyllidea; Taeniidae. Gene Ontology annotation, molecular function: glycosyltransferase activity; RNA binding.